CCGUCUGGAGCUCGCAGUGGUAUGGCCGUGCGCCCGGGGUCCCCCGGUGUAGCACCGCACCGGCUCCAGCCCAGCGCUGUCCCGGGGCACAGGCCCUGUCCCGUACCUGGCUUUGGUAACCGGGCUGAUCCCGGUAGUGUGAUGCCCCGGUACCAGCUGUGUCACACACUUGCUGUGUUCGCUGUACAGCUCCUGCCUUUUCCAGCUCAAGAGUUCAAGCAUCAGCAUCUGCAGCAUUCCUGCUGUCCUUACCUGACUGCAGUGCAAAGGUGGUACCAGGUUUCUCUCAGGGAGCGCUUCAUUCCAUGGCCUUCACUUCUCCAAGCGGGUGCCGUGACACUUUCCUUUCCAUCUUAGCUAGUGGAUGUGCUUUUGUGCACAAAGGCCACAAGGUCACUCACUAGUUAUGCAACUGCUCCCUUUGCCCUUUUAAAAUAUAACUUGCCUUGUUAAAACACAAUUGAACCUCCUUCCUUGAAGCAUUUCUUGUCAUGUUCUAGCCUGCUCCUCCACAGCUGCAGAACCGUGUGGUUUAGGGAUAAAGACACAAACACAUGGGUAUCAGCUUCCACACCAAAGUGAUGAAGUGCUUCUUCAAACACUUGCUGAGAGUCUUCUCCUACACUGGGCGCCAGGCAAGGGACGACAAAUCCUCUACGCCUUCCUUGUGGAGAGCAAGGAGCGAUAGCGGAGAGCGGUGCACUUGUUGCUGAAGAGAGACAUGAGAGAGAGCCCAGUCGCCGAGCCUGGAGCUGCUGCAGAGCGAUGGGAGCAACUGGAGGAGGCAGGAGGGGGAGGCAGCCAGGCAGAGCCGGUGCCCGCACGCCGCUCUGGGUGGCAUCCACAGCGAGGGGCGCUCCCGGUGUCCCGGCCCGGUGCGAUGCACAGCGAGGGGCGCUCCCGGUGUCCCGGCCCGGUGCGAUGCACAGCGGCCACAGCGAGUGGCGCUCCCGGUGUCCCGGCCCGGUGCGAUGCUCAGCGGCCGCUGCGGGCGGCGCCCGAGCGCUCCGGUGCCGCCGCGAUUGGCGCGGGCGGGGGAGGCGGCGGCGGAGCGCGGCAGGGACCGGGAUGUCCCCGCCGGUAGCGGCAGCCCGGAGCGGGCCCGCGCUGGCAGCCCAAGCCGCUCAGCUGCCGCGGUGCAGCUCUCGGUGUUCCCCCCCUACAAGCGGCUGCGGCGCCGCACCGAGUGGCUGGCCGCGAUCGCCACCGGGAAAGCCACGGGUGCGGGCUCCGAGAGCCACCGGCAGCAGCUGCUCGCCGUCCUGAGGGACCCCGGCACGCCGGAUUUGCUGCCUCAGCUCCCUCACUGGCUGCUGGACGAUGGGAUCUGGGCCACGCAAUAGGGCAGCUGGGGGGAGAGCAGAGACUUCCUCAUGGAGCUGGAGAUUGUCAUCCAUGGGCUAAGUCAAAUUUUCAGUGCUGGGCUUUCUCUGGGGAGCUGCAUCACCACCUUGACCCAGCAUUACAAAGAGUGUGUUUCUAAGAUCCCUCCUGAUACCAUGACACUCUCUGCUUCCCAUCCUGAUCACUGUGUUGCUCAGGCAGCUCCCCAAAGUCUGCCUAUUUCAGAUGUGCCUCUUGCCCCUCUGGUGUGCCAGGGUAACACAGAGCUCUGGCCAGGCUUCCCCCUCUGUGGCAGCAGCUCAGCAGAAACAGCAGCCCGUGUCAGCCUCUCUUGUGCCUGUUGUUAAUCGUGUGAUUUGUUCUCGAGGCUCUUCAGUGUAAGCCUGAAACACCUCGUGCUCUUCUCUAGAGUGAGCCAGCAAGCUCGUUUCCUGUUAGAUCCUGUAUCCUGUGGCAAAACCGGAGCCCACAGAAACCUCAGAGGAUGACAGUGAAGAUUUGAUUACCCAGAGGACUGAAGAUAGUGUCAGGCAGUCUUUGAGUGGCUUUUGCACAGAUGCUGCUGCCAGUGUGCCUCAGGCAGUGGUUCGGAAGUCCAGGCAGCUGGUUUGCACCAGGUAGGACAGGCUCAGUGUACAGAUCCAGGGGGAUGCCUACCCUGUGGGCAUCUUCCAGGAAGGCUCAAGUAGCUACACUUGCCACUUCAACCUGGCCUUCUGGCUGCCCUACUGGCACAUCUUGGCUGUGCUGAAUUUAAACAGGAAGCUCUUGCAGAGGGAAAUGCUCAAUAGACCAUGGGAGAGGGUGGGUCUCACCCAUCAGGCUGGGUGAGACAGUGCUGAUGGCCUCCUGGAGGAACUAAAGAGCUCCUGGAACAAGUCUUUGGAUAAAGCCCUGGUGGUGUUCUUCCUCACAGCAGAGAUAGCCAGCUGCCUGCUCAGUAGUGAGGACUUAGAGCACAGGACUCUGUGGGAGCUAGCUGACAGCUGGGCCAGGCCCUACAGUGAGGUGAAGCUCCAGCACUGAGUGGGAGCUGAGCUGGGUGCUUCCACAAUGUCCUGUCUUGCACCUUCAUUCCCCUCAGCCUGUCAUUUCCUCAGCGUGGAAGGGGCAGUUUGUGUCCUUGAUCUGCUGAGUGAGCGUCACUUCUUGCAUGGGGCAGCAGAGGAACUGGAUUGGGAGCUCCUGAUCCUGCAGGGAGGGUAACAGUCACUGACCUGGCUAACAGCUGUGGCCAGGAGCCAGCUCUGGAUGGUGCAAUGUGGGAGGUGCUGGUAUCCUAGAAUCUGCUGAGUUGGAAGGGACCCAUUUGGAUCAUGUCCAACUCCCAGUCCUGUGCAGGACACCACAAAAAUCCCACCAGAUGCCUGAGAGCAUUGGCCAGACACUUCCUGAACUCAGCCAGGCUUGAUGCCAUGACCACUGCCCAUUGCCCGCUGCCUGUUCCAGUGCUCAACCACCCUUUAGGUGAAAAACCUUUUUCUGAUAUCCUGCCUCAAUCUCUCCUGACUCAGCUUUAUACCAUUUCCUUGAGUUCUGUCACUGGUCGUGACAGUGACGAGAUCAGUACCUGCCCCUCUGCUUCCUCUCAUGAGGAUACUGAAGAUCACAAUGAGGUCUUCCUGCAGUUUCCUCUUCACCAGGCUGAACAGACCAAGUUACCUCUACUGUUUCUCAAAAGCCUUGCUUCCAGUCCCAUCACCGUUCCCGUGGCAUCUUUUGAAUGUUCUCUUUUUUAUAUUGUUGUGCCAAAACUACCCCCAGGAUUUGAAGUGAGGCUGCACCGGUGCAGAGCAGGGCAGGACAAUCCCCUUCCUUGGUGGCAAUGCUGUGUCUGAUGCCCCCAGGACAGGAUUUGCCCCCCAGCUGCCAGGGCACUGCUGAUCAUAUUCAACUUGCCAUCAACUAGGACCCCCAGUGCUGGUCUUCAGCUUCUUGUUCCCCUGUCUGUAAAUACCACCAGGAUUGCCCUGUACAAGGUGCAGAAUCUGACACUUGCUCUUGUUAAACUUCAUACUUUUGGUGAUUACCGAUCUCUCCAAUUUGUCAAGGUCUCUCAGCAAGGCCUCUCUGCUCUCAGUGGAGUUGACAACUCCUCCCAGUUUAGUGUUCUUAGCACUAAACAUUAGUAUAUUACUUAGUAUUCCUUCAAAUCCCGAAUCCAAGUUGUUAAUGAAGAUGUUGAAGAGAAUUGGGCCAAGGAUGGAGCCCUACAGAACCUCUCUAGUGGCUGGACACCAGCCUGAUGUCACCUCAUUCACUGUAACUCUGUGCCCAACCUGUGAGCCAGUGGCUCACCCAUUGUGUAACAGGGUUAUUCAGCUGCAAGCUGGACAUUGUCCAAAAGAAUACUGGGACAGACAGUGUCAAAAGCUUCACUGAAGCCCAAAAACAUUACAGCUACUGGCUUUCCUUGGUCACUUAGGUGGGUUAUCCUGUUGUAGAAGGAAAUCAUGUUCAACAAGCAGGACUUUCCCCUCAUGAAGCCAUGCUGGCUGUGACCAGUGACUGUGUUCUCCUCCAGGUGUUUUUCAGUACCUGCCAGAAUGAUCUUUUCCAUGAUUUUACAGGACACUGAAGUGAGACUGACAGGCCUGUAGUUUCCAGGGUUCUCCUUCCUGCCCUUUGAAAUCGGGACAUCGUUCCCCAGCUUCCAGUUAUGUGGGACCUCUCCAGAUUCCCAAAACUGCUCAAAAAUCAUCAAGAGUCUUUGUGAUGACAUCAGCCAGUUGCUUGUGGUUUCUCAAAUUAAUCCCAUAAGGGCCCAUAGAUUUGUAGGGAUCUAGGUACAAUAACACAUUACAAAACUAUUUCAUCUGUGGCCAGCACCCGCAGGUCCUUGCAGCAUCCAGCUGUGAGGUGUUGUGCAACGGAGCCAAUAAAUCACCCUCGUGUUAUUUGGGAGCCGAAUCUGUUCCUGUGCCAGUUGCAGCCACCCCUCCCUGGCCAGGGAACAGGGCAUGGGGAAUCGGGCAGGGCUUUGGGCAGUGCUCCUCAGUCCUCCUGUCUCACCGUGGUGCCUCGGGUGGCAGGAGGUGGCAGCUCCUGAAUCCCUGCAAUCCCACUGUCCUGCAGCCCAUCAGAGAGCAGGGCUGUUGUUUGUCUGCUUGCAGCAGCUGCUCUCAAUUCCUCAAGAAAGAGGAACCCGCCCUCGUGUGCGGGGGGUCACUGCUGGGCGGAUAACACUGCAGGGAGGUGGGGAGCAAAGGCUUCGUGCAAGGCUGGGGAAGGGAAAACAGCCUGGAGAGUAAACGAAGCGCCCUCGUCUGUGGGCACUGCUCUGG
Taeniopygia guttata (zebra finch) is the source of this 4628-nucleotide messenger RNA. The record is from RefSeq and is a predicted model, not a curated record. NCBI's taxonomy places the organism in Eukaryota, Metazoa, Chordata, Aves, Passeriformes, Estrildidae.